Teleopsis dalmanni is the source of this 5263-nucleotide messenger RNA. RefSeq lists its product as uncharacterized. The coding region runs from base 137 to 5263 and encodes 1708 amino acids. Lineage: Eukaryota; Metazoa; Arthropoda; Insecta; Diptera; Diopsidae. The record is from RefSeq and is a predicted model, not a curated record. The transcript is spliced from 3 exons.
UAUGAAAAUGUAACUAAAACUGGAUGAAGUGGUUGUAUAAAGAAAAAUCAAAUAAUUUCCACAUGCAUUGUUACGUUAUAUCGCACUUACUUAGAAAGGGGCUUAGCAGAGAUUAUUAUAACGGGUAGUCAUCAACAUGGACAGUAUGAAUAACGUACAUAAUGAAGGCGGUAGUUAUUCCUUCAGUGCACAAAAUGUUAGUCCUUGCGUUAAAAAUUCAAACAAAAAAUGGUCUAUAAGCAGGCUGUUUUUAAAAAAAAAAGAAAUCAAUUCAGAUUCUUCAUCACAAGAGGAUGAAGCAGGAUUCAAAUCAAUUCAGAAAAAUAACCGUACUAAAAACAGUAAACAAAAAUCUAAUAUCAAGAAGACAUAUGACAAUAGAAAGUGUAAUGAACUAAGAUUAUUUCAAAAUAGUGAUAUUUCAAUAAUGUCUCUUAACUCUGGGAAAGUAAUUGAUCAGAAUAAUAGUAAAGAACCAGAAUAUGAACUAUUUUUACCAUUUGAAACAUCUCCAAUUGAUGUAAAUGCAGCACAUCUACAUAAGCCGUUGAACCAUCCAGACUUGAGGAAUUCAACAACUUCAUUACCACCAUUAUUUAAUAAGCCAUUAACUAAUUUUUCAUCUAAUGCAUCCCAAAGACAAAGUAGUGAUGGAAACACCAACAUUGGUGCACUAGUUGUAAAUGUUAGCAAUCGUCGUACUCGGAGUGCUCGUAAUGAGCGUUAUUAUAAGCGGCUAUCUCGUGAUUUUGAAAACUCUACGAAAAAAGAUGAGAGGCUGUUUUAUACUUCAGUUACGAAACCAAAAAAAUCUAAAGAAUUUUUUGAUAAUAUUAAUUUUUUACCUGUUGAUAAUACUCGACAAUCUGGACUUAAUGGUAAUUUUGACUCACAGUUUGAAAAUACUUAUGGCUUACAAAACAUCAGUCCGUAUGUAUCUUAUAGCAAACAAACACAAGGUACUAAUCAGUUAUUAAAUCCAAUUGAUACAAAGAGGAGUAUAAGUUGCGAUAGUCAAAUCUGUUCAAAUGUCAUUAAUAAAUGCUUAUCUCUUACACCUCCGACACCACCGCCAAGAGGCACAUCACGACAAAUACAUGUUAGCAAAAGUAUGCAAAUUUUAAACAAUACUCGUUCGCGUCCACAAUCGUAUGCUUUCGAUGAAAAUUCUAGGUUAUGUUCUUCAGAUAUAAAAGAAUAUAAAAACACUUUGAUAAAAAGUGGUAAAAAAUACCAAUCAAGAUCAGCUCACUUGUUAAAUACUAUUCCCAUAAAUUCAGUUGCAAAAAAUUUAGAGCCUGUGGAAACAGUAUCAAAAAGUCGUCGGUUUAUAACUCGUGGCAAUCGAAGUCCACUAAAUCGAAAAAGUUCGCCAACUGUUAAAAUGGCUACAGAUUAUACAUAUGACACUUUACCAGUCAUUGAUGGAACUUGUACUUUAUCACAUAAUACUGUACCUAAUACUAGUAGUAUAUAUUAUAUUGCUGACGCUUUACCUAGAUCUCGGAAACCAAUACAUGUCAAUAAUAUGAUGACAAUAAAUAAUGACAAUUUGAAUAAACAAAUUGCGCAGUUGGUUGAAGUUUCAAAUAUAUCAAAUAUUGCUGAAAAAAUUGUAGAUCAACAUAAUAAUACGAGUGAAAACUAUAAUGAAAAGAAAAAUUUAUUCCCCAACAGCUGUAAUUGUUUUAAAAUAAAAAAUAACACUGUCGAAAACACAAAAUUAAGUCUUAUAAGUGGUAAACAAUGCGAAUGCGGUAAUGUUACGCAUAUUGAACAAGAUAAACAUAGCAAACCUUAUAAAAACCACAAAAACUUGGUUAACUUAAUGACAUCAAAUAUUCAAAAUUCAAACGAUGUUUAUAACGAAAAUCUUUAUGAUCGAUAUGUUGCAGAAAGGCGUGAAAAGCAUAAAAUGCCUAUAUAUGAAACAUAUAUGAGGCCACAUAACAAUGUUAAGGUAUAUAAUAAAUUGCAACAAUCUCAAUUAGAAUCGUCAUCUAAUCUUGAAGAUGCUAUAAAUGAGUUGGAAACUAUAUAUAAAAGUUUAGAUUUUCAAGAAACAUCUAAAACUAGUGAUAAUGAAAGUUUCUUCAAUUUAAAAAAUAAUAAUUUUUGUCAAUAUGAUUCAUAUGAUGAGGAAUCGCCUUCAGGGGAACCAGAUCCAGUGCUUGACGAUGUUGCAUAUCGAAAUAUGAAAAUUGUAAAUAGUAAGACAGUUGAAGUACUUCCAUUUGGUAUCCCCUUAAAACCUAUCGUUCAAGCAUCAAAAACAGAUUACCUAAAUAUUCAUUCUAUUACUAAUAUGAAGAAACGUGAAAUAACGAAUUUACCUGAUAUUGUAAAAGAUGAUUUAGCGGUUCGUACUUUACGCAAAGAUAAUCCCCUUACAAAUCAAAUGUGCAUACCUCCUAAAUGUGAACAGAAAGGAAAUCGUGUUAUACGUACUCAAUCUGCAAAUAAUUUUGCACUCAUUAAACGUGAUGCAGCUAAACCUUCUGGGGGCGAUGUUAAAUUUUACACUGAAGUAACACCAGCUAUCAAACGAUCGGAAAGUGCAGAAAAUAUGUAUAAAUUAAAUGUAACAAAAGAAGAUUGCGAUCUUUUACAUACAUUAUGUAACAUGAAACAUAAAGAUUGUUUAUUAAGUGCAACUGCCAAUGUAACUGUAACUGCGAAACAUAUACAAAUCCCAUUUCACCACCCAAGUCAGAAAGGUGCAAUAUCUGAAUUGCCUAAUAAAUUAUUUUCCUCAAGUGAUAAUCCAAAUAAGACAAUGAUUGCAAAAGAUAAAACUUUAUCUCCACAAUUUCCAGGGACUAAUAAUGGAAAUGAAAAUCUGGAAAAUAGUACCACACUUAGUAAAAAAUUCAAAAAAUUAUGUAAUGAUAAUGAUACUUGCUUUCAUAAUACACAUGAAAAAAGUUUGAUAAAUAGUAAAGAAGAAAUUGAAAAUGUUUCCAGUAAGACAAUAAGUAAUAAUCUCACUCCUACUCCAAGUGAAAUUGUGUCUAAAAAUAUCAUUAAUUUAUUAAAAACAGAUAAGGAAUGUGAGGAUAGAAAAUAUGAUAAAACAUUUUUAGUAGAAAUGUCGAAACCAACUACAAAAUGUGAUUUAGCUGUUCCCAAUUUGUUAAAAAAUUUGGAUCCAAUAAAAUCAGAUAAAAUUGAAGAAAUAUCUAAACGUUGCAUGAUUGAUUUAAUUAAACUUGGGAACGAUGUAGAAGUAGUUGGUAAAAAUAAUGUUAUAAUCGAGCCAGAUAUCGUACGUAUGAAUAGCAUUAGCAUUUUUGAAAAAUGUCAGCAAAAUAUAUCGCCUAACAAACAAAUAGUCGAAAAAGAUUCGCAGCAUAUAUGUCAUAGUAAAAAUAAUAAUGAAAAUGCACUCAAUUCAAGUGUCGGAGCUUCCUCAAUGUCGUCAUCUAGCGAUUGUUUAGUAAAAUCAUCUAGUCUUUCUAUUAAUCUACACCAGUCUUCAAGUAUAACUUCCUUUAAUCCUUAUUCAUCAAGUGAUUAUAUAAAAUCGUCAAGCAGUGAGAAUCCUACCCUUAGCACAGAUGCUAUAAAAACAUUUAGUACUACUUCAUAUGAUGCCAAAUCAUCUAGUACAACGCCAAAUAUAACAACAAAUAGUAAUAUAAGUCAUUCCCCAACACCACCUUUACGUUUUUGUGAAGAUAAAAAUUUGAGUAACUUAUCUGAAGUGUCCAAUGAAGGUUUAUUACUGUCACCGGAAUAUAAUUCAACAGAAGAAUUAACAACCAUAUUUGGAAUUGGACAAUAUUUAAUACGUGAUGUUAAAAGUGAAAAUUCAAAAUUAAAUGAAAAUGAAUCAGGUAAUAUCGAGUGUAUUGAACAUAAUACAUCGAUAAUAAGUGUUUUGCUCGUAACUAAUCAUCUAUUGCUUGAAAAUUCGCUGGUGAUUAAAUGCUUUAAUCACUGUAUUUACUGCUAUUUUUUGAGUGAUCAGCAUGAAACAUAUUUAAAAAUUGGUCAUGUGUCCCAUAUCUGUACUUGUAAUGCUAACAAUGUUAUUGCCAUUGCAUUCCCAAUAAAUACUUAUAAAUUUUUUUAUACGAUGUAUUUAAAAUAUUUACAAUAUGGGUUAAUGGAACCAGAAAUGCUUAUUGAGGCCUUAAUAAAAAUAUAUGAAAGUAACACUGAAAUAUUACAUAAUAGACCUAUUAGUGCUACAACACUACACAAACACUGUACGUUAUUAAUACAGAGUUUAGAGAGUAUUCGAGUACUUUUGAACGUACACUUUGAUAGGUUCACAACCGCACACAAAGCGGAAGCGAGGAAAAUCUUUGGAGACCUCCGUGAAAAAGCCAUCAAAGUUACCCUAAAGAAAGGCAUUAAUGUUGAAAUACCCACAACAUUAAAUGAAAAAAUAUCUAUUAAUAUAGAAUUAAAUAUAGACACAGACUCUGAAAAUACAACGGAACACAAAAAUAUAGAAAUGGCACAAGCACAAGUAGAGCUCGACAGAGCAUACAUAAAGGAAACCGCCAUAGCAGUUCCAGAAUUUGACGGGAAAAAACAACACUUGGAAAGAUUCAUUAGAGCAUUACGUUUGAUAGACCGCACCAAAGGUACACAGGAAGACCUUGCUGUGGAAGUUAUAAAAUCAAAGAUAACAGGACCCAUACUGUAUAGGGUGAAAGACGAGGAAACUAUACAGGGAAUAAUAACAAAAUUAUCCCUAUGCGUCAAAGGAGAAUCAAUCGACGUCAUAAAGGCCAAGUUGAUGAAUAUUCAACAACGAGGCAAAACGGCUACUCAAUAUACUGCCGAAAUCAAUAAUCUAUGUCAAGCCCUUGAGGGUGCAUACAUAGAUAAUGGCGUAGAUGCGGACAAUGCAGAAACAUUUAGUCGGAAAGAAGCUAUAUCUUCGAUGACUAAAAAUUGUACUAAUGACAGGUUGAAAACUAUAAUGGAAGCAGGCACAUUCAACUCACUGAAUGAAGCUGUAUCAAAAUAUGUCAACUGCUGUACAGAAAUGCAUGGAAGACCGGACGCAAUUCUAUAUUACUCGCGAAUAAAUAACAGAAACACCUACCGCGGAAAUUACAACCGUCGUAGAGGCCGUGGCAAUAACAGCAAUCAACGAAAUAGCCACAGAAAUAAUAAUCAAGAUAUUCAAUCAUAUGGUAAUGAAUAUCAAAACAAUAGAAACCCCCGUAGAGGCAGUACAUUUAAUACCUCACGUGGACAAGGGCGUAAUAACAUACGCGUAAUACAACAAAAUUCGGAAAACUAA